AUGCAGGAGGCUCGACAGCUCCUGGCCGACCUCACAGCUGUGCAGGAAGCCGCUUCAACGGGUGCCAAGCCUGUGCUCGCCCCUGAUCCGGCUGCUGCAGAAGUUCCCACGGAGACUCCUGCAACCAAAAGUGGUGGGAAGAAGCUCAAGAGGAAGAAACCUUUGAGCCAUGAGUCGGAACAACCCCAGGAGGACACCCCGGCCCCACCUGAGAAACCAACCGCAGCUGAAUCUCAGGAGCAGACCCAGGCCCCAGCCGAAUCUCCCAAGAAGCCAACCCCAGCAAAAUCUCCGAAGGCCCGGACUCCAGCUAAGUCUACCAAGAAGCCGAGUCCAGCCCUACCGGCCCAAGCCGAAUCUCCCAAGAAGCCAAGUCCAGCCCGACCGGCCCAAGCUGAAUCUCCCAAGAAGCCAGCCUCACCGAAAUCUCCGAAGAUCCGACGGAACCCAGCUGAAACCCCCAAAAAGCCAACCCCAGCAAACUCGUCUUCAGACCCAGCUGGUCUGGACAGAGCUGAUGCUGCUGCCCCGACAGGUUUCCCAAAGCAGUCGCCCGUGAGGGUGCUUGUCGGAGCAGACCCGGGCCCAACCGCCCUUAGAAAAUACGCUGGAGAAGAUGCUCAGAACCCUUUCCUCGUGCUUUCGCCCAACAACAAACAGGACCUGCCCAAGGACAUGCCAUCCCCGCUGCGACCCAGGGAUCUGUCACGAGCAUUCCAGACCCCAGACAAGUCUGGGACGCAACCGCCCCCAACCGCUGAUGACGAAGACAGUCUCGACAACUCCACCCCCACCCGCAUCGGUGAGUGGCUACGAUCAAAUUCGAAGCCCUUGGAAGACCCCACUGAAGAGGCAUGGCCCUCAAUCGCAACACAGAUGACCUUCAGUAUGUGCAAUAUGAAUGCGAUCGGCUUUUGUGUUCUAUCGAAGUUUACCCAGUGGAAGGAGAUUGGAAACGAAUCUCCCGCAAGCAGUGACGGCAGUGAUGAUGAAGCCUCUCGUGGCCCUCCGGGCAGUCCUGCUCCGCCCAAGCGAACAUCAUCCAGGGCCAGGCUGACAAUCCUGAAGGCUUCCAAACGGGUCGACACGAAGGCCGAAGCUGCUCGAGUUGAUCAAGUUCUACGCCGGCUUUGCCGGAGAAAGAAGCGAGGCAUGUUGGUGCCAGAAGAGAUACACAAGCUCUGGGUCAAGGGCGGUUCACAUCGCCGUGAAUUGGCCAAGAUUUUGGUCGAGGUCGGGGAGGACAAGGACGGCACCGGUUGCACGCACAAGCUGUUAUCAUCGCUAUCCCUCAAUCUUUCGCUUCCCAUGAGCAGGAUGCAUUCUGCCAGAGAGUCACUCAUCGCUUCACCCAGCUCCGGAGCAACCGUCGGAAAAGAGUGGGAGUGCACCCGACCACCUAUGAGAGACAAGUACGAGAAAAAGGUGUACUGGUUUUACUGCGACGUCGCCUACGAAGGAACAUGCACCAACGAAAACAAGGAGGAGCUUGAGAGGGUCACCGACCUCGGUGAAGCCUCGGUGGCCCGAGUGCCUUUGGGUUUGGAGGCAGGUGUCGCCCCUGGGGGUGGCAUGCCGCCGCCUGAGGAAGAGACGGAAGAAGUUUCUUCAAACGCUGAAGCAGAGAGUGACGAGGAGAAUUCAUGCCAGAGCGAGGGCGAGUCGAAAACCACAUCCGGCAAGCGAAAGCGAGCAGCUUCAACAAGCAAGAGCAAGGCCCCCACCAAGAAACCCAAGCCGGGUGCAAAGGCCCCCUCCCGGGAGGAGCUUCCCACAGAGGACAUGGAUUCGAUUCCGGAGGUUCUCGCCGAGAUCUUAAAGCAGCAGGGCAAGUCGCAGAAGAUCUUGGGCAAGUGUGUCGAAGCAGGUGCACAGUCGGAUGCUGACUUGCUCAAGAAGCAGAUGGCUGAGCUCACUGAGAAGCAUGACAAGAUCGCAGACAUGAAAGCUUCAUACGACUGCGAUGAGACUGUUGAUGGUUCGAGCCUCAGCAAGCUCAUGAACGAAGUCAGCAAGCUGAUUUCCCGCAUGGCUACGGAAGAGAACAAAAUCAGGACCGUGCUGGUGAAGAAGAGCAACAAGGGCUCCCCAAAGGUCAAGGAGGGCGACCAGACCUCCCCAAAGGUCAAGGCUUAUGGGGCUGAAUGGAUAUGGAUAGGUAUGCUGUCGACAUCUUCAAUAAGAUCUGAGAAUUCUGCAAAAUCGUCUGGAGAUGCUGGGCCUAUCGGGGAUGCUUUUGGCAAGGCUAUGGUCAAGGGGGUAUCGAGUGAGAUGGCAUCCGAGAUAGCAGCUGCUGUUGUAGCUGAGAUUGAUGGGGCUUUCGGUCCCGAAGCAUCAGCUAAGCUUCAAUCUGGGCGAUUGCUGCAGACUAUGACUCGGGCCUACAAAACAGGGCACUCUGCUGAGACUGUUCGGUCAUGCCUGCAGCCUGCUGUGGCCUUCCCGCUACCCAUUUCUCACGCCGACCUUGGGCUGAAGAAGUUGCACCCUGUGAUAUACCCUUCUGAUUUCAUUCGUACAUUGGCAAACACUGGUAACCUGCUGAAUUUGACUGGAGGUAAGCCCCUAUCAUCCCUGGCUUUAUUCUGGGGGCGAUUCCAACUGCUACGUCCAGAUCAUCCCGUCUUCGAACUGUCGGAGUCAGACAGGGCCUACACGGUACCAAUAUAUCUUAUCGCAGACGAAGGUCGUGGGUUCAAAAAGACAGGAAUCAUGGUACUGGGCUACGAACCGGUAUUGGGCUUCGGUUGUGAAGCCGAGGACGAGCGAACCUCCCGGGAUGAACUCAAGAUGAACUUCGUUGGCAACACCUACAUGACCAGGAUGCUGUUCAGUGUAUUGUCGAAGACAAGUUAUGGGAAAAACAGUGUCGCAUUGCAUGCCCUUGUUGAGAACUUGACAAUGGACUUGGCUCGGUGUUUCGAAACAGGCCUUUCCGCGAAUGUCGAUGGUCGCCAAGUGUGUCUUCGAGCCGUGGCCAUAGGCCUGAAGGGCGACUGGCCCGCAUUAAACAAAUUGGGCAAGUUGGAGAGGCAUUUCACUAGAGAAAGUUACCCAUAUGGCAAAGGUAUUUGCCAUCUUUGCCAAGCCAACACUGAAGAGUGCCCCACUUGGCACGAGUGCGAUUUCACCACAGCACCGUGGGUUGCUACAAUGUCGACUGCACCUAUGCCAUGGAGACCGACACAGGAGUCAAGCCUUACAAGGAAUUUACCAAUGGAAGUUGCAUUCAAACCACAGUUUUUUCUGGUGGAUCUCUUUCAUACCGUCCAUAAAGGUGUCCACGCAGACCUCGCCGGAUCUGCGAUAGUUACUUGGGUAAUGUUAUAG
Messenger RNA from Symbiodinium sp. CCMP2456, 3330 nucleotides. The record is from the annotation of a GenBank genome assembly. NCBI's taxonomy places the organism in Eukaryota, Dinophyceae, Suessiales, Symbiodiniaceae.